CGGGACCCGGGCUGACACUUUCCGAGUCCCAUGGCCAGUCAAGGUGCGAGCGCCGCGACAGAAGCAAGACUCGAUCACUAGUCCUCGCAAGAAGCGGCAACAAGAUAGAUGGCAUGGCCAAGCAAGUCACACAGCGACCCACAUUUGGGAGUUUGCAGCGACAAGACAGCCGCCUCACCCGACAGAAAUGGCCAUGAGACAGCUGCCCAAAGACUGCCCAGAGGAACCUCGUCGCUCUGGCUACUGUCCGGCAUCCUCACCACGAGCUCCGUAGCGUAUCCCGGCAUGGCAUCGAAGCGCAUCGACGGGUUUCGCUCAGUAUUCUCGCCCUCGCCCUCAACCUCGGCGCCGCACCAUGCACCCGCCUCCGAACCCGUGAUCCUGGUCUUUGGCGAGACGGGCGUUGGAAAGUCGACGUUCAUCAAUGCACUGGCAAACUACCUGAGCUUUUCCGACAUCGACAGCGUUGAUCAAGGCAAUAUGAAGAUCAUGAUCCCGACGCAGUUCUCGCUGCACGACUUUGAGGCCACGGGACACGGGACGAUGUUCAAAUCAGGCAAUCUCACACUCAAGUCGACCCACGAAUCGACGACCGACAAUGAACAGCACAUUGUCGGACGAUCCUCAACACAAAGCCCCCGCACCUACAUCCUGGAGACGCAGCUCGAUUCGGGUCGGCAUGUGUCCAUCAGAAUCAUCGACACCCCCGGACUGGGCGACACCCGGGGCUUUGACCAAGACCGACGAAACGUCGAAAACAUCAUCGGUUAUCUCUCCCACUACGACAACAUCAGUGCUGUGUUUCUUCUGCUCAAGUCCGACGUGACCCGGACGACGAUUCCGUUCAAGUUUUGUUUCAAGGAGCUGCUCAAGAACCUGCACAAGCGCUGUGCAAACAAUGUUAUGUUCAUGCUCACGCAUUCACGAAGCUCCUUUUUCCGGAAUGGCGACACGAUUUCCAGCUUGACUGCGCUGCUGGAGGAGAUCAAGCGGGAGUCCGGGGUCGAGAUUCCGAUUGCGAAUAACGUCUUCAUGAUCGACAACGAGGCGUUCCGCUUCCUGGUUGCCAAACACAAGAUGGAGUUUUCGGACACUGAGCGAAACCAGUUCCGCUCCUCGUGGGAGAAAUCGACCAAGACAUCUCGGAAGCUGAUCCAAGCCAUUGCCGAGAUUGAGCCCUGCGAGACCGAAAGCUCCGUGUUCCUCCUGAGCACUCGGCGCUGCUUCAUAAAGCUGUGCAAGUUCUCGGCCCAUGUCACCAACCUGGAGGAAGCCACAGAGAAGGUGAUCAGAGAGCAACGGUCUCUCCUGGAGUCGACCCGGGCCGAUAUUGCCGAGGCCAAGCGCACCCUGACGACGACCCUCAACAUCCCCGUCAAGUACAAGCUGUCCCACUCGAUGACCGUCUGCACCAACAAGAGCUGCACCAAGGUGAUGCAGGACCAGAGCGGACAGAGCAUCAUCGACUAUGCCGUCAAGUGCAAUCCUCGCUGCACCCUGGCGGACAUACACUUGCAGAGUAUAGGAGACCCGAGACUGCGCUUCAGCCCCAUCAUGGUGCGCGAGCAGUGUCGAACGUGCUCGCACUCCUUCCGAGAGCACAUGAACAUUGACUGGGAUGUCCGAUAUGAAUCAAGAGAGAUCGCCAGUCCUUCGGCACAGCGACAGCUAGCCAAGGCGCAGGCGAAAGAGCACGCCAUCAGCAAAGCCAUCCAGACGCUGGAGGAGUCGCUGCGGGAAAUCCAAGCCGCAGACGAGAGCAUCAGGAAGGUCGGCCGUCGACUCGCCAGCUACUUGACGGAGCACAGCAUCAUCCCCUUCAACACCUCGCUGCUUGAGUAUCUCGAGAUCCUGAGCAAGGACGCACAAGCCUCGGGCAUGAGCGGCGCCUCUCUUGGCCAAUCAAGUGAGAGCUUCAAAGAUCUGGAGACCGACAAGUUGAUCCACGAGGCCGAGAAGAAGAUGGUGCUGGCGGUUCAAGAGAGGAGCGAGGCCGUGCCCUCGAGGGACGAGAUUGAGCGACUGAUGGGCGAGCUGUCCAAGAUUCGCUACUCCAACACCGAGGGAGUGGCAGGGCUUUCACGAGCCUUUGGCGCAAUAUCUGUUUCGGGGAACUCGGGCGGCUCACGAAUUCACGCCCUCGCUUUGCCGGCCCGUGGUUAAAUAGGAUGGUGGUUGCUCACAUCAGGGUGCGCCAACAAGUGUAGCGAUGUUUGAAUAUAGAGAAAAUGGAUGAUGGAAUCAGUCCUGCC
Molecule: messenger RNA, 2252 nt
Organism: Polychytrium aggregatum
Lineage: Eukaryota; Fungi; Chytridiomycota; Chytridiomycetes; Polychytriales
Exons: 2
Coding region: 109-2163 (684 amino acids)
Source: RefSeq, a predicted model, not a curated record